This is a messenger RNA of Alternaria ethzedia, 1470 nucleotides long. RefSeq lists its product as uncharacterized. Lineage: Eukaryota; Fungi; Ascomycota; Dothideomycetes; Pleosporales; Pleosporaceae. The record is from RefSeq and is a predicted model, not a curated record. Gene Ontology annotation, molecular function: chromatin DNA binding. Gene Ontology annotation, cellular component: nucleus. The transcript is spliced from 2 exons. The coding region runs from base 1 to 1470 and encodes 489 amino acids.
AUGGCGCGCGGCCGCCCAUCGCGAGCUGCAGCGCGUCGCAGCACGCCUGUUCGCAGCGCAACACCCCAGCAAGACAGCGACGAGGAUAUGAUAGAUGCACCAGAAUCGCGCGCCGAUACACCCAAGGAAGAGGAAGAGGAUGCUGAAUCAGCAGCUCAGGGAAGCGACGAGGAAGCCGCACCCUCUGAGCGUUCACCUUCUCCAGCAGUUAUCCAGCCGUUUCCGCGCAAGAAGCGUCUUGGUCGCCCUCCUAAGAACAGGCCGCCGGACUGGAAUGUCAUCGAGCCCGACAACUCCGAAGGCGGCACACCCGUCAAGCGCAAGCGGGGACGGCCGUCUGGUGGAGGUCGAGGAAGGCCUCCAAAGGGAGGGCCGUCGCAUACCACGCGCGUUCCUAUAGACAAAGAGGGCAACAUGAUGGACGUAGUCAACGAUGAGGUUGACCUACCAGAAGAUGAAGAGGGCGAGCAGAAGGUCGACAAGCUGGGUAACCUCAUGGGUGGACGAGACUACCGCGUGCGCAUAUUCACCAUCAAGGGCAGGGGCGACAGACAGUACAUGUUGUCGACUGAACCGGCUCGAUGCUGUGGGUUUAGGGACAGUUAUCUGUUCUUCACCAAGCACAUGAAGCUCUACAAGAUCAUCAUCGACGACGCUGAGAAAAGGGACCUGAUCGACCGCGACAUCAUACCUCAUUCCUACAAGGGUCGUGCCAUCGGUGUCGUCACAGCACGAUCUGUCUUCCGCGAGUUUGGCGCGCGCAUCAUCAUCGGCGGCAAGAGGGUCAUUGACGAUUACUACGUUACAGCAGCAAAGGAAAGUGGCGCAGUAGAGGGUGAACUUGCAGACCCCAACGACAGGCUUCCACCUCCAGGAGAGCCAUACAACAAGAACCAAUACGUCGCUUGGCAUGGUGCCAGUAGUGUCUAUCACACCGGUGUGCCCAGUGUACCUACUGCCAAUGGCAAGCCUGCCCCUGGAAAACGGAAGGUCAACAUCACCUCUGCUAACUGGCAAUUUGAGCAUGGCCGCGCUGCAAGUCGAUUCAACUCGAACCUCUCCAAGCUACGGAAAGCAAAUCUCACGGGCGUAUACGACCCACAUACCAACCUGAUGUGUUAUCCCAAGGUCACACAACCCACCCAUGCACGUUGGGAGGAGGUUCCUGCGGAAGAGACCGACGUACCUCCACUCGUUCGUCGCAAGUAUCUCGUGGUCGACUCGGUCUUCCAACAACCUCCCUUCGCCGGCCUGGGCAUACCCGGGCCCGAUGGUGACUUCGUUGACGUCGGUACAAACGGUCUACCGACCCUGGACGACGAGGACAAGUCGAACAUGAAGCCCGAAGAACUACAAGUGUUUGAGCAGAUCAAGGCUGAAGAACAAGAGUGGCGCAGCCAAUGGGGCGGAGAGAGCACUGACGGUGCGAGAGUGAAACCGAAGAUUGGUUUCGUGGGCGUUCCGGUUUGA